GUGAAGAAAAACUCUUCUCCAACUAACAACUUGCCAGCCACCCUCGCCAGUCUGAGUAGACAAAAAUGGUGGCAACCACUCACCGGAGGUGGCUUCUUCUCCCCGUUCGCCGUCUUCCUAGCAGACAACCCAUGAAAACGCCCGUCUGCAUCCCGAUCCCCACACGAAACCGCGCCCGCCUCCCGCGCUGCCACCUUUCCCGUUCGAGUGACCCCACCCCCACCUCUGAGGCACAGGCUACCGACUCCCUGCGCGUUGCCUUCGCGUGCGGCGGCGCGGGGGGGCACGUCUAUGCCGCGUUCGCGCUCGCCGAAGAGGUCCAGGCCUCGCUCCCUGGCUCCCGCUCCCUCUUCCUCGGCGCCCCCGCCCCGUCCCUCGAGUCCGCCACCGCCGCGUCUUCCUCAUACCCAUUCGCCCCCGUCCCUCCUUGCCUCCCCCGCGCGCUCCUCGCCGCGGCGCUGCACCUCUACCACUUCCGCCCCCACGUCCUCGUCGCCACCGGCGGUCCCCCCGCCCUGCCCAGCUGCCUCGCCGCGCUGCUCCUGGGACUCCCUUUCGUGAUCCAGGACCAGGACGCCGGCCCCGCCCCUGCCACCCGCCUCCUGGCCCCCCUCUCUCGCCGUGUCUUUCUCGCGUUCAACGCGCCCGUCCGCCUCCUCCCGAAGCGCAAGUGCGCCGUCUACGGGAACCCCGUCCGCAUGUCCAUCCGCAACCGCAGGAUGUCCAAGGCCGCCGCCAUGGCGCGUUUCUUCCCCAGGGCAGGGCUGGUGGAGGCGGAGGGGAUGGAGGUCGUGCUUGUGCUCGCCGGGACGGUGGGAUCGCCGCAGAUCAAUGUGGCAGUACUUAACAUGUAUUACGAGAUGCUGUCGAGAAGGAAAAAUAGGUACAUUAUAUGGCAGACGGGACCAGAGGAUUUCUGCGAGAUGGAGAGCCUCGUCAGGGCGCAUCGCCGGCUGUUUCUGACACCAUUCUUGCAUGAAAUGGACAUGACAUAUGCUGCUACUGAUGUUGUCGUUUCUCGAGCUGGUUCUGUGGCUUGCACUGAGAUAUUGGUCACUGGGAAACCGGCAAUUCUGAUACCCUUACCGACAAUUGUGGAUGACCAUCAAACGAAAAACGCGUAUAUCAUGGCAGAUGUCAUGGGAGCAAGGGUCAUAACAGAAGAUGAACUUGAUUCUAGUAGCCUAACAUGCAUAAUUGAUGAAAUUGUUGGUGAUGAGAAAUUGAUGGCAGAGAUGUCUCAGAAGGCACUAAAUGCUGCUCGACCAAAUGCUUCGGCUGAUAUUAUUCAUCACAUCUGUUCACUGAUUGGCCGAACUAACCUGACAUAAAUCUUGUUUUGCACAUUACACGAACUCUUGUUUGCAGUAAUCCAUGCGCUAGUAUUAGUUGCUGGGAUGCUGUGCAGCAGAACGGCAUCUCAUUCUUGAAGUCGAGACUGAAGAUAUAAUUAAUCUACUCCGUAUUUUGGUUCACUUGAACGACAAAGCAUCCAGGUAGGGAAUGGUGCCUCCAGGAGUCCAGGUACUGCUUACUUGGGCUGUCACGUUCAGUAAGUAAUAAAAAGAUUCUAGUGCUACUAACUGUUAAAGAAGACCUCCUAACUGAGACCUGAGAGUAUGCAAAUUUACUCUAGUGUGGCAGAAUUGCUGAAUCUAAAACUAACUUAAGACUUCAGAGCAUUGUACUCUGCAUCUGCCUUUUUACAAAGGCUUAUCUCCCA
Molecule: messenger RNA, 1723 nt
Organism: Aegilops tauschii subsp. strangulata
Lineage: Eukaryota; Viridiplantae; Streptophyta; Magnoliopsida; Poales; Poaceae
Biological process (GO): carbohydrate metabolic process
Molecular function (GO): undecaprenyldiphospho-muramoylpentapeptide beta-N-acetylglucosaminyltransferase activity
Source: RefSeq, a predicted model, not a curated record